AAUAGUACAUAGAAGACAAACGUUUCCAUAAACUGCGUUACCAACUCCAGUCAUCAGAUGGCGAUGUGUGGGUCUUUCAUGCGACGCUGCCAGUGUGACGUAUAAUCUAGUGGACGGGACGCUUCUUAAACAACAACACGGCUCAAUGGAUUCAACCCCCUAGGUAGCUUGCUAGCAAAGAUACAACAUAAACAUUUAAGCUCUUCAGACUGUUUCGAUUAGACGUAUCUAGUAGUUACCACUCAUUGAUUUGUAAUAUUUACGUUGUUGUUAGUCAGCUAGCUAGUAAUGUGAAUCUAGCACCAGACAACUCGCUAAUGCUAACUAGCUAGCUAGCAAGCAUCCCCGACUAUGAGCUCACUAAGUUACUCUCCUCCUGCUAAAGAAGAGGAGGUCUGCUGGACGGAGAAAGAAACUCUGGGUUUGAACAUUGUCGUGAAAGAGGAGAAGGAAGAGGAGGCUGUCACAACACAAAAACAAGUAGAGGGUGAGGCUGUUAUAGUGAAAGAAGAAGAGAAAGACGUUUCAGUGAAAGAAGAGGAAGACGAGUUCAGAGUGAAAGAGGAGGAGGAUGUUACAGUAAAAAAAGAGGAGGGAGAGAUUACUGUCACAUUGAAAGAAGAAGAAGAAGAGGAGGAGGAAGAAGAAGAAGAGGUUGGAGAUCUGAUGAACAUCAGAGAGAGACCAGACUCUCACUUUGACAGCGGGAAGAGUCCUUCGGGGGAAUCAGACCCAGAGAAGAGUCCUUCAGGAGAAUCAGACUCAGAGACAUCCAAACCAGCAGGACGACACCAAUGUUCCCAGUGUAAUAAGAGUUUUACCAAGUUAGGGAACCUAAAACAGCAUGAGACCACACACACUGGAGAAAAGCCUUUCCAAUGUUCCCAGUGUGGAAAGAGAUUUACCCAGUUAAGGUCCCUGAAAAUGCAUGAGAGAAUACACACAGGGGAGAAGCCUUACCACUGCUCUCAAUGUGGAAUGACUUUUACCUGGUUAGCAAGCCUGAGAACACAUGAGCGAAUACACACAGGAGAGAAGCCUUACCACUGUUCCCACUGUGGAAAGACAUUUUUACGAUCACAGGACCUUAAAUCACACGAGAGAACGCACACAGGAGAAAAGCCUUACCACUGCUCCCAAUGUGGAAUGACUUUUACCUGGUCAGCGAGCCUGAAAACGCACGAGAGGACACACUCAAGAGAAAAGACCUACCCCUGUUCUUAUUGUAGAAAGACAUUUUCCCGGUCAGAGGAUCUGAAAUCACAUGAGAGAAUAGAGAGGCUGUGUUCUGACCUAUGUUUUUGACUGAGAAUUUGUGUUUUUGUUUAUGCCACACAAAAUCUGUUUUAAAUUAAAGCUUCCUCAAAAAUA
Salmo salar (Atlantic salmon) is the source of this 1371-nucleotide messenger RNA. RefSeq lists its product as uncharacterized. Lineage: Eukaryota; Metazoa; Chordata; Actinopteri; Salmoniformes; Salmonidae. The record is from RefSeq and is a predicted model, not a curated record. Gene Ontology annotation, biological process: regulation of transcription by RNA polymerase II. Gene Ontology annotation, molecular function: RNA polymerase II cis-regulatory region sequence-specific DNA binding; DNA-binding transcription factor activity, RNA polymerase II-specific.